Molecule: messenger RNA, 1551 nt
Organism: Coffea arabica (coffee)
Lineage: Eukaryota; Viridiplantae; Streptophyta; Magnoliopsida; Gentianales; Rubiaceae
Source: RefSeq, a predicted model, not a curated record
AUGACAGAGAAUUCACAGCAAUUCAGUACGAGGGAGGAUGUCCCAAUACGCAAGGUGAAUGAGGUAGAGACAUCCUCUAUCCAGCAGCAGCUAACUGAGUCGACUUCUUUUGUUAGGCAAUUGGCUGUAGGAAAUGCAUCACAGGCCAAGGUGUAUGGGAUUUACACUGGUAUGGGUCACUCUAUAGACAUGUGUCCAAUGAUGCAAGAGGAGGGUGCAGAGCAAGUGAACAUGGCAGGUCACGCGCCCGCGCCAAGACGGUCCUAUGACCCCUAUUCAAGUACCUACAACCCUGGUUGGAGGGACCACCCUAACCUCAGCUAUGGAGGGAACAGGCAGACUAAUUUCGUGCCAAAUAAGCAACCAGGGUACCAGCAGCAACACCAAUCCCGACCACCUCCGCCCCCGAGCUCUGGUCCAUCUUUGGAGGAGAUGAUGAAGCAACUACUUGCUAAUCAACAAAAGACGGACUCCGAGAGGCAGAACAUAAGAAAUCAGAUGAAUCAAAUGGCCAAAACAAUCAACCGCUUGGAGUCCCAAGUGCAAGGUAAAUUGCCGUCUCAGCCUGAAUUGAACCCAAAAAAUGUAAGCGCGAUGACCCUAAGGAGCGGGAAGGAAAUUCUGGGACCUGAGCCUGUGAUCCCUAAGGACAAAGAUGAGAAAAAGAUCGAAAAUGAGAUUGAGAGGGAGAACAGCAAUGGUGCAGAUCAAAAGGUACUUCCAGACCCAAUAAUUACAGUUAAAACUAACCCGCCCCCUUUCCCUAGCAGGCUGGAAAAAUCGAAGAAGCGGGAUAAGGAGAAGGAGAUCCUGGAGGUGUUUCGCAAGGUAGAGAUUAAUAUCCCCCUCUUAGACGCAAUCAAACAAGUACCGAAAUAUGCCAAAUUCGUAAGGGACUUGUGUGUCAACCGAAGGCGGUUGUGGGGAGAUGAAAGGGUCAUUGUUGGGAAAAAUGUGUCAGCAGUCCUGCAGAGAAAGUUUCCACCAAAGUGCGGGGAUCCAGGUAUGUUUACUAUUCCCUGUAGGAUAGGCAACACUGUGAUUAGAAGGGCCAUGUUGGAUUUGGGAGUAUCAAUUAAUAUCAUGCCUAAAUCUAUCUAUGCUCCUCUAAAACUAGGUCCAUUAAAAGAAACUGAGAUAAUCAUUCAAUUAGUUGACCGAACUAAUACAUAUCCUGAUGGGUUGGUUGAAGAUGUGUUGGUAAAAGUUAAUGAUUUGGUGUUUCCAGCUGAUUUUUAUGUACUUGAUAUGGAUGAUGAUCACUCACCCGAUCCCUCACAUUUGUUAUUAGGUAGACCCUUUAUGAGCACAGCACAAACGAAAAUUGAUGUUAAUAAGGGUACCUUGUCCAUGGAGUUUGAUGGAAAAAUUGUGCAUUUUAAUAUUUUUGAUACUAUGAAAUACCCCUCAAACUCCAACUUUAGCUCCGUUUUCUCUGUGAGUGCUAUUGACCUUGCGGUGCAGGAAGUGUUUGAAACCGUUGGCAAGGAUGAGUUAGAAGUUGCUUUAACCAAGCACCUCGAGUUGGAGACAACUCCUGAGGUGGAGUAG